Arvicola amphibius (Eurasian water vole) is the source of this 351-nucleotide messenger RNA. RefSeq names its product Purkinje cell protein 4 (gene Pcp4). NCBI's taxonomy places the organism in Eukaryota, Metazoa, Chordata, Mammalia, Rodentia, Cricetidae. The transcript has 3 exons. Bases 47 to 235 code for a protein of 62 amino acids. Gene Ontology annotation, molecular function: calcium ion binding; calmodulin binding. Gene Ontology annotation, cellular component: cytoplasm. The record is from RefSeq and is a predicted model, not a curated record.
GCCUUCUGUGCUGUUCUGUGGGACGUAGCUGCGGAGUCAGGCCAACAUGAGUGAGAGACAAAGUGCUGGAGCGACCAACGGAAAAGACAAGACUUCAGGAGAUAAUGAUGGGCAGAAGAAAGUCCAAGAAGAGUUUGACAUCGACAUGGAUGCACCAGAGACAGAGCGUGCGGCUGUGGCCAUUCAGUCUCAGUUCAGAAAAUUCCAGAAGAAAAAGGCCGGAUCACAGUCUUAGUGGGGAAGCUGCUUCCUAGGCAAUCCGAAGACACCAAGUUCAACCACCAUCCAUCGGAAGAGACGAGAAGAACAAGACCCUAGAGAGACGUCAUCCGCACAGCAUACACCCCGCUG